Molecule: messenger RNA, 9433 nt
Organism: Cheilinus undulatus (humphead wrasse)
Lineage: Eukaryota; Metazoa; Chordata; Actinopteri; Labriformes; Labridae
Product: phosphofurin acidic cluster sorting protein 1
Exons: 24
Coding region: 415-3132 (905 amino acids)
Biological process (GO): protein localization to plasma membrane
Molecular function (GO): transmembrane transporter binding
Source: RefSeq, a predicted model, not a curated record
GCGUAGCUCGCUGGUUUCAGCUCAUUGUGCGACUCCAGCGAGAGAAAUUUCCGCUUCCUGCACCGAAAAACAACAACCGAGCAACCAACACACAACGAGCCGACGUGAAGUUUAGGCGCAGGGGGACAGGGAGCGAGUGAACACCGGGGAUUUACCGCCUGUCUUCGGGUAAAAACACCCCCGACGACUGCAGUAUGUUUUCACUAUCAGGCGGCGAAUAGCAGCAAACGGACCAACUUUCCGUUGGCAUUGUUCGCGGGAGCGUUUCACGCAUUCUGCACCACACGGAGCCUGUGAAAAGGCAAAGGAAGGAGGAGGAGGCACCACAAAAAAGGACAGACACAAGGAGAAGCAAGGCUACUACGGGUAUUCCUCCUAUCAGCUCCGCCUGAAAGUCCGUAUUCAGCCUCCAGGAUGUCGGAGCGAGGAGGGCUCCCGCGGACUGGGGGCGUCCCUUCGCCGCACAUGCAGCCCUCCAAGCCGGUCAGCAUCACCUCCAACCGGCCGGUCCACAUGAACCUGUACGCUACCUGGGAGGUGGACCGCUCCUCGCCCAGCUGUGUGCCGAGGCUGUUCAAUCUGACCCUGAAGAAGCUGAUCAUGCUGAAGGAGCUGGAUAAAGACCUCACUUCUGUCGUCAUAGCCGUCAAACUGCAGGGCUCUAAGAGGAUCCUUCGCUCCAAUGAGAUCCUGCUGUCCUCGGCGGGGCUGACAGAGACCGACCUGCAGCUCACCUUCUCCCUGCAGUAUCCACACUUCCUGAAGAGGGAUGCCAACAAGCUUCAGAUCAUGCUGCAGCGACGGAAGAGAUACAAGAACCGGACCAUCCUGGGCUACAAGACCCUGGCUUUAGGACUCAUCAACAUGGCAGAGGUGAUGCAGCACCCAAGUGAGGGCGCUCAGGUCCUGGGGCUCCACAGCCAACUGAAAGACGCCUCAGUUCCUGUUGCUGAGGUCCGAGUCUACUCCCUGUCCAGCCAGCCAAUCGACCACGAGGGCCCUAAAGCUAAGAUGUCUGAUCGAUCUCCAGACAUCGACAACUACUCAGAAGAGGAAGAAGAGAGCUACUCGUCAGAGCAGGAAGGCAGUGACGACCCCAUUCAUGGACAGUAUCUUUAUGAUGAAGAAGACGAAGUGAGGAAGAAGAAGCCGAGGCGAAAGCUGCCCUCCAAUGCUGCCAUCACCAGACAACCCAACAUCAAGCAGAAGUUUGUGGCCCUGCUGAAAAGGUUUAAAGUUACUGAUGAGGUCGGUUUUGGCCUUGAGCAUGUCUCCAGGGAGCAGAUCCAGGAGGUGGAGGAGGACCUGGAUGAGCUCUAUGAUAGCUUAGAGAUGUACAACCCGAGCGACAGCGGGCCUGAGAUGGAGGAGACGGACAGCAUCCUCAGCACCCCCAAACCAAAGCUAAGGCCGUUCUUUGAGGGAAUGUCCCAGUCCAGCUCGCAGACGGAGAUCGGCAGCCUGAACAGUAAAGGCAGCCUGGGCAGAGACACCUUCAGUCCGCAGGGGGAGCAGCAUCCACUAGAGAAGAUGAAAACCUCCCGCAGCCGCAACCUGGAGGAGGCGCUGUCUGAGACUGACACUCUGGAGCUGACAGAUCAGGAGCUGUUUGCUGAAGUUGGCCCCUGCAUCACCGUGUCAGUGGCCGAGAAACCCCGUACACCUCUGAAGAGCAGCAAAAGUGAAACCGUAGCCAUGCCAUCACCAAGGUUGGAUGGUGGCCACACCCCCCGACAGAAGCGCAUCAGCACGCCCAUGAAGGAGCGACAGCUAUCCAAACCUCUGAGUGAGCGCACUAACAGCUCCGACUCGGAGCGAUCCCCAGAGCUGGGGCACAGCACGCCGCUCCUCAGGAAGGUGGUGUAUGACCAGCUCAACCAGAUUCUGCUGUCAGAUUCGGCGCUACCUGAGAGCCUGAUUCUGGUGAACGGCACAGACUGGCAAGGACAGUAUGUGGCCGAGCAGCUGCAGGUUCAGAGACACCCAGUGGUCUGCACAUGUUCUGCAGCUGAGAUCCAGGCGGUGCUCUCCGCGGUGCUCACUCGCAUCCAGAAAUUCUGUAACUGUAACUCCUCCAUGCCCCGCGCUGUCAAAGUGGCGGCGGUGGGCAGCCAGAGUUACCUGGGAGCCAUCCUGCAGUUCUUCGUCACCCAGCUCGCCAACAAGACCUCCGACUGGCUCAACCACAUGCGCUUCCUGGUCGUGCCUCUAGGUUCUCACCCCGUUGCCAAACACCUCGGCGCCCUGGACAAUCGCUACAGCUCCUCCUUCCUAGACGGGGCGUGGAGAGACGUGUUCAGCCGCUCCGAGCCGCCGCAGACAGAUCAGUUGGAUGUAGCUGGAAGAAUCGCCCAGUACAUCAGCGGAGCUACCGUCACUCACCAGCUGCCCAUCGCUGAGGCCAUGCUCACCUGCAAACACAGGACGCGAGAUGAAGACUCCUACCAGAAGUUUAUUCCUUUCAUUGGGGUUGUAAAGGUCGGUCUCAUCGAGUCUGGUCAGUCUCCAACAGGAGACACAGAGGAGGGCGUGGCAGUGAGCUUGGCUGUCCCAUCAACGUCUCCUCCUUCCCAUGGCUCACCCACAGGGAUGAUUAAAGAGGCAGCCACGCCCCCAUCUUCCCCCUCCAUGGGCAGUGUCCUGACAGUGCAAGGGAGUCCCAGCAUGUCUCACGGCUUGGACGCAAUCGGCCUGCAGGUGGACUACUGGCUAGCCUCGCUGGCCGAGAAGCGGCGGGAGGGUGAGCGACGCGACACAGGCUGCAAGAACACGCUAAAGAGCGCCUUCCGCUCACUGCAGGUCAGCAGGUUACCAGGAGGGGGCAGCAACGACCCUCAGGCCCAGGUCAGCACCAUGGCCAUGACGGUGGUCACCAAGGAGAAGAACAAGAAAGUUCCCACCAUCUUCCUGGGAAAGAAGCCGAAGGAGAAGGACGUGGACUCAAAGAGUCAAGUCAUUGAAGGCAUCAGCCGCCUGAUCUGCUCUGCAAAGCAGCAGCAGACCAUCCUGAAAGUGUCCAUAGACGGUGUGGAGUGGAACGAUGUGAAGUUCUUCCAACUGGCUGCUCAGUGGCCAACACACGUCAAAUACCUACCUGUUGGACUUUUUGGUUACAGCAAGCCUCCCUCCUAGGGACGAGCCCCCGCCGCCUCUUCCAAUCCCUGACCGUCAGCAGCUGCAGAGCUGAGAGAAAACUCAGAGCGGAUGGACUUUUUCCUUUCUCCAGUUUCAGUUUGGCUACAGUCGUCAUGUUUCUCUUUUGGGAGGGAGAGGAGGAGGAGCGCUGUUACUAGUCACUUUAACGCCCCUUUUGUGUGUGCGUGGCGAGUGCAUGCACACGUGAAUGUACAGUAUGUGUGUGUUUGUGUGUUAACAAGGGGCUCACAGCACAAGUUUAAUCGCUAACUGCCGUUUAUGUUUCCGUUUUAUGGAAUGCAACAGCAUGCAACAACUCACCGAUUUCAGCCCCUUAAAGUCCGACCCUUGACUUAAGACCACCUCAAGGUCCUAGUGCUCACUUCCACACCUGAUCCACAUGUGCAUGCUCCCAACUAACACAUACACCACUCAUGUGCCGGAAAAACUAAAAUUAAAAAAGUAAUGCAACAGGGCUUCAGUUUGUGCAUGAGAAAACACAAAGAAAAGUCUGUUCUGCUCCUGACAGGCAGUGAAAAACAGCGUGCAUGUGAUGAAUUUUACCUCCACAUGUUUUCAGAUACAUCCACAGCACAGGUGCCCUUCAAAUCAGGCGUAGUGUUUUUAAUUUCAAGGGCUUCCAUAUGAUUUAAGAUAUUUUCUGUACCGAGAUUAGUCAUUUGGAUGUCUAAUGCCAAUUGUUUCCUUUCAAAACAAGAAAAAAAUAAUAUACAUACACGGGAAGUGUCUCUUAUAUUGUGCUCUAGUGAAAAUAGUUUAAAAAAAACUUCCCUUUAAAGGUGUUUUUGUGAUGCGUAGUGUACGUUUUCGUGAGGGUUCCAGGAUUUCAGGGCAGGAGUGCAGCUUCUUUUAGCUUCUUAUUUGCUAUGCACUUAUGAGUACACAUCUGGGUGUUUGCCGAGAGAACAGCUGGUGAAAUAUACAAUAAAAACAGAAAAAUAAAUGUGCAACACGACAACAGAAUGCAUAUUUAAACAGACUGGAACUAUGAUGGGAAAAGCAUAUUUUUAUCCUGCAUAAACUCUGCUUUUCAGGGUAAAUAUGGCAGUGAAACACCUGCAAUAAAGCACAAUGUUGUUUGCUACUUGGCCCUUAAUUUUUCCUUUCUUUAUUGGCAAUAUUCCAACUGCAGACCUGUGCAGAAGCAUAUCCAUGCAAGCAGAGAAAGAAAUGUUCUUUGAUUUGAGUAUUUAGGCUGCUACAGGUCUGCUACAUGCUUUCUCUAGUAUGUCGUGAGGUGAUUAGUGAGUGUACAGUAUCUGGUAACACGUGUGUGUGGUGAAAUUAAUGUAAUGUGGUCAAACUUUAUAAAAAUAUCACUAAAAAGGAUGAAAACAUUUUUCUACCAUGUGACAGAGGGGACAUGCUAUUGGUGUGUGUGUGUUAGUGUGUGCUGGCAGCGUAUGUUGAUGAUGUGGUUAUUAUCAAUCUUAUUGAUCAUAACAUUAGGGCUGUAAACACUGCAGUAGGAGUCUCGAUAAUGUUGUAGCCUGACACAAGGAAAAAAGAUAUCUUUUUAAAUAUAAAAGACAAUUAGUGCCACAUGAGAAAAAUGAGUAUUGAAUUAAAGGUAGGGUCAUCAUUACCUUUACCUAAUCAUUAAUCACGAUUAGGUAAAGGUAAGAAAUAAAUGCAUUUUAAAAAAUAGAUAGCAUGCUGUUAUUUUGAGAAGCUUCUUUUCAUUGUUUCAUUUCCGAUAAAAAAAAAAUCUGAGAGGGGUCUGGCAGCAGACCAUAACUCUCAGACGCCCCCUCUUGCAGGCCGUUACUGUUAGAUGCUGCAUCUGUCAGAAGGGAUACACCCUAGAUUUUUACAAAGAAAUUGGAUAAACUUUCGGUUGGGUUAGGGUGAGGGUUAGGAUACCGAAAGUUAAAAAUCUGACCUACAAAACCUGCUUACAAAAGGUUUGAUAGAGCCGAGCCAGUCUACCUAUAAAAAAAAGCUCACCCUACAUUUAAACAUUUAUUGUAGCAUCUAUUGUAGCAAAUGUAGCUUACAUAUCUCCGUGAGCUGCAUGAGCUACUUAUAUAACAGAGCUACGUAGAUAAUGCAGCUAUAGCUCACCAAGCUCAUGCAUAUCUAUACUAACAAAACUAUGAAGCUAACAUUUGCUACCAGUUACAUAGCUAUGUUAUCCACAUAGCUUACAUAGCUACGUUAGCUGUUGCUAUGUCUGCUAAAGCUCACAUUGCUAACUGAGGUACAGUAGCUUACUUAGUAAUGUUAACUAUGUAGCUAGCAUGGCUAUGUUAGCUUUAGCUACAGCUAACAAAGCUAAUGUGAGCCACCAUUUAUGUAUCUACUUCUAAAGUGGGUCUAAACAUAAUUUAACAAUCGGAUUAGACCACUGUGCUUUUUCUCUGUUUUAUCUAUGAAUGCAGUGUCUCCCAUUAAGGGUCUUUCAGAGGGAGUGUCUGAGAUCUACAGUCUGCAGCCAGACUGUCUAGGAAACGCUCCCAUGACAGCAAGUCUAAUGUACUCUGUACCUUGUGAUAUAACACCUCCCUUUACUGCUCCCUUUGGCUAUUUUCAUUUAAUUUUGAACCCAUGCAUAGCAAACUCCUUUAUUUUCUUCAAUCAAGCUUAUGUUAACUAUCAAAGGUACUCAGUUUUUUCAUGAAAAGAGUGCAGUUUUAUCCAAAAAUAAGUCGACUUCUUCUAGCUUAAGACAGUACAAAUCAAAAGCCGCUGUUUUUGUGAGAAAACCUUUGUUCGAUUGUUAACUUUAACUGGUUCAAAGCAGCUAAAUCUGAACUCCUAAAAAGUGCAGCUGCUGAUGCUCAUAUUCACCACUGAUCAGUCGACUUCAGUGAGUCAUUUUGUACAUGCACUCCUAAUGCAUACCAGCGUUCAUCUCUUAGAAAUAUGUGAUUCCCAAAUCAAGAAACUGUUAAGAAUUGCUUCACAUCAUUGACACAAACCAAGAUUUUUUUUCAAAUGCAAACAAAUGUGAAGGUGGUGAUACAAAUUUCAGUGAUUAAUUACAAUAAACAAAAGUUAGCAUUUGACGCCCUAAUUGAAAUUCAAAGUUAAACUCAGAAUUCUAGCUUCCUUCAGAAUCAAAAAACAUUUUUCACAUCUGUCACUAAUAUUGUCUCAAAAACAGCAAAACAACACAUUUUUAGUCAAUUCAAGAGAAACAAACUUUUUAAAAAUGUGUUUGUUUUCAAACAUCUUGUGUCCCCUACAUCGUCUCACUCUCCCAUUGCAGUGAAGUAUUAGCAAACUAGUUUCUUCUAAUAGUGUUGAAGCCAAUGUCUUCAUUUAAAUUGUGUUUUUGUCUGUUUUUUGUCCAGAUUAGAACGUGUUGAUAUUACAGUGUUACAGUUGUGAUGUCAGCAGCUUCUUAAACUCGCCUCGUUUCCCUGUUGGAUGACAACUGAAGGGUUUCAGAGCUCGCUGGUUUUCUCUCUGUUUGAUAAUGGGCACCGACGAACAAACACUCGCCUCGGUGCUGGUGGCUUUAAGUUCUUCUAAAUAACUGAAUGUAUUGAAUUAAGUUUACACUAUAGUGCAACUUUGGACAGUUGGUGUCAGAUUCUAGAAAAGUUCCACCGGUUCAUUAUCAUGUUAGAAGGGAAAUAUGAGAAACAACAAGGAGCAGAGUGUAUCUCUUGAAUGCACCCUUCUUUUACAGCUUUUGUCUUUCUUCAUGUGUUGCUGAAAACCAGUUAAGGGCUUUAAAGAUAGACUGAUCAGUGAGCUUUGACGUACUGUAGUUUGAUCAUUUCAUUCUAAAUUUAGGUAAAUUUGAAAAAUGGCCAUUAAAAUGUAUGUUAUAAAAUAAAUAAUAAUAAUGUUUUAAACAACAAACUAACAAUCUUACUUCAAAGUAUACAACAUUUGUAAUUUGGGCUUAAUCAUUAAAAAUUUCGAUUUCCUUGGUGUUCACAAUUCUUUAGCUAGUUCCACUAAAUGCAAAUAUUUUUGGAUUUGCCAGGCUUCAAAGCCAGAUUUAGCAAAUGAUCCUUAUGCUUUGUAAACAGUGUUUUCUCAGCUUGUUUUGAAAGGGGCUAAUCUAAAUAUUUUUAUAUUAAUUAUACAGAAAAUUAAAUGAUGUUAUCAGAGAUUUCUGGGGAACAAAACCUGGAGAAUUUGCACCAAACUCUCCAGUUUGUAUGAAGUUUUUGAAUCUUUUACAGGGUGUCCUAAUAGCAUGUGACGCAAGCAGGCACCAGAAACAAAUUCAGCUUGAUUACACUGAUUCCCUUUGUAAACUUCACUAAUUUUGAUUUGAUGCAACAGCUCUCUGGGCUUUUUUAUCCAAAGAAACCCUACAAACAUAUCCAACCACAACCAAUUUUAAAUUAAGAAGUAGUUAGUUAAAAGUGUGGAAUAUUUAGCAACUAACAUGCAAAAUUUUUGUUGGUGGAGACCAAAAACAGAGCUAAAUGCCCCCAAAAUAAUCUUUAAAAGAAUAAAAUUAACUCCAAAAUGCCAUAUUUAAAAAAAAUAAUAAAAAUGCAUCUUUUAAAUUCAGACGAUAAUGUGAUGAUUCUGGUUCAAGCUGGUCUAAGUUUAAGCUCAAGUCACAUUAAAAAAAAACACAGUCAUGGCAUUGUUUGGCUCGCCAUGAGACAGGAAGUAGUUUUCAGUGUCUUUAAACAUCAGUAAAGCCAUGAAUCUUAGCAGGUUGGAUUGAAAUGUGUUUAAGUUGUAAACAUACAGAAACACUGUGCCAUUUUUAUUGAUUUGCAUUAACUUAAAAUCCCCAUCCACUUAAAAUUUGUUAAUAGUCUCAGGAAGUUUAUACCCCUUUUGUGUAAGACAUGGUAACUUGGAUCAGAAAACGUGGAUCAGAAGAACCCCGUCUUAGGGCUUAUGGAGAAUUUUCCAUGACUCCUUUCUCCUGAAAAAUGUGCUAAGAUUCAUGGCUCAACCAGUGUUUUGAAACUCAGGAAGAAAUUUCCUGAUUCAUGAUGAGAAAAAUGUUAAUCUGUAAGUAGGCAGUUUGUGGGAUGCUAACUUGUUACUUUGUAAUGAGACAUGUCAAGGUUAUCUUCACCGCUGCCCCCAACUGUUCAAAAUGAGGACUUCAAGGAGUAAUGCAGACAAAUAAAAGGGAUCACAUACCUAAAUUAAGUGGCAACCAAAAAUUAAGAUUACUUUGUGCAUUGUUAUAACUUCCUGUUAUCAAUUAGUAUCUUUGUAAAAUUACAGGACACCAAACAUGUAAAGUUUAAAGUUAUUUCAAUGUAAACAAAUGUAAACAGCAUUUUGGAAUGAUGUAAUCGAUUUUAACUUAAACUGUUACCAUAGGUGGCCAUGUUUCUGCUCUUUAUUAAUAAUACCAGUAAUACAUAAUGCUGUCUGCCUUGUAGUGUUGUUAGCCUACAUUAAUGUGAAUCUAAACAUGCCCUAAAUUGUAUGAAGUCGUAGUUUAUUGGAGCCUCUUUUGCUUUCAGGGUGUAAGGUCAGGCUGGCUUGGAAAUACUCUCCUGAAAGAGGGGCAUAAAAUCAAAAUCACUGCCAAAGUUACAUCGUGAUGACAUUGUAAUUAUAUGAAAUGAGAUUAAAACUUUUUUGCUUGCUCAUGACAGCAAAGUGAUCCUUGUUCUGAAGCCUUCAUUUCAAAGUUCUUAUCACAGCCAUCUUUCAGCUCACACUUACCGUUUACAUGUUUUCUAAAGUCUCUGGUUGUUCUGUAGAAGUCUUGAACUUGUUCCUGUGUGUUUUUACCUGUACCUCUAUACCUGUGUCGACCUGUGUUUGUAGCGGUGGUUUUUCUGUCCUUUGACAAGUCGUGGUUAGAGAUUAGUAACUGUUUGGUCCAUCAAUAAUCUCUGUCAGUGAUCAGCAGUGUCUUUUCUCUCUGCCGUCCUCAGAUAAAGUGUCCCUCUGAUAAUGAGAGUCUUCUCCACCAGGCUUCCACAAGCUUAGCGUAAAUACUACUGUCCCCUUUCCUCACAGCUUGUAAAUUUGCUGUCUGUCUUCAUGGGAACAGGAUUCACUAUGAAAGCAGUAGAUUUCUGUCAGUCGAAGUCUUGCUCAGCGCAGGGCGUUCUAAGCUUUUGGAGAGUAUUUUGCACAUGCAAUCGUUUUCUUCAGCAGCAGUCUUCAGCUUUUUUGCCUUUUGCCUAUAACAAUAAUAUGAUGAUAAUAAACUACAGUGCUUGUACAUAUCAGAUAGUACUUGUUAUAUUGUAUUCCAUUUUUUUCCUUAAUUUCAACAUGUUUUGUAGUACUGCUUUUUCAUGAUUACGUUUGUCAAUCAAAACAGAUGUGGGAUGAAAAGUGGAAGUGUUUAUUGUUUCAUUUGUUUUUUAAAAUAAAAUAU